AAUACCUCUUUUGCAACAUAUUUACAAAGUAUAUAUAUAUAUAUAUGUUCAGACAAGUUGUUUUCUUCAUACAAACUAUUACAUCCUUUUGUCAUAUUAUAAGUUUUACAGGAUGGUGAUGGCGACAAGAUCUCUUCAACUUUUUUGUUUAAUUGUUUGUUCUUUGGCCAUCAUCAAAACUGAAAGUGCAACAGACUUGGAUUUCUAUGAAGUGAAGAAAACAAUUGUUAAGAACGCGGUGUCAAAAGGAGCAGUAUGCCUGGAUGGAUCACCUCCAGCAUACCAUUUUGAACCAGGAUUCGGGGAAGGAAUUGGAAAUUGGUUUGUACAACUUGCGGGAGGAGCAUGGUGCACAAGCGUCGAAACAUGCAAGGAACGAAUCCGGGACAAUAACGUGGGUUCUACAACUAUUAUGGGGCCAUUCACAUUUCAAGGAAUUUAUAGCAAGAAUCAGAGUGCAAAUCCAGAUUUCUACAACUGGAACAAAGUGCUUGUUAGAUACUGUGAUGGUGGAGCGUUCACUGGAGAUGUCGAAUACGUUGAUCCUGCUACUAAUCUUCAUUUCAGAGGAGCAAGAAUUUUUGAAGCAGUAAUGGAGGAUGUGUUGGCAAAAGGAUUAAAGAAUGCCAAGAAUGCUAUUAUUGCUGGAAAUUCAGCUGGAGGAUAUCCAGCAAUGCUAUAUUGUGAUCGUUUUCGCAGUUUACUGCAAAAUACUCCCAGAGUGAAAUGCUUUGUUGAUGCUGGUUAUUUUAUCCAUGCGAAGAAUCAAAAGCAAGCAAGAGGCUUCGAAGAAAUAUACAACGGACUUGUUACUUUACAUGGUUCUGCCAAGACGUUACCCAAAUCAUGCACUUCAAAAAUGAAACCGCUAUUGUGCUUAUUCCCUGAAAACAUACAACAAAAUAUCAAGACACCACUUUUCAUUGCGAUGUCAGCAUUUGACAUAAUUCAGAUUAACACUACUGUAGAACCUCAUUUACACAACGUCAUUGAAAAUGGGACAUGCACGACAAGUCAGAACAAAGCCUUCAGAGAAUUUAGGUCGGAAUUCUUAAGUACUCUGCCCAAACCAAACAAUCCUAAACUGAGAGGUGUUUUCAUUGACUCGGUAAAUCAUCAUACAUCGCUACUGCUAAGGUGGUCUCCUGAAAACGCCACUAUGAUAAAUAACCUGAGUCUACCAAAGGCAUUUGGUGAUUGGUACUUCGAUCGGAAGUAUUGGUAUGUGAUAGAUGAGCAUGAUUUGCCAAUCUCUAAAAAGCAUGAGCAUGACGGAAGGGCAGACCCAUAAGGAGGAUAAUCUCAAUGUGCAUUAAUGCUUAGAAUCCAUUUAUCUCAAAAUUUGCUGACUACUUUAAUUUCUCAUGUCUAUUGUAAAUUGUUGACAAGGAGGAUCACUUCCACCUAAAUGGUCUCAAUUUCGGAAUUUUUUUAUUUUUAUGUA
Molecule: messenger RNA, 1444 nt
Organism: Nicotiana attenuata
Lineage: Eukaryota; Viridiplantae; Streptophyta; Magnoliopsida; Solanales; Solanaceae
Product: pectin acetylesterase 8-like
Exons: 12
Coding region: 113-1291 (392 amino acids)
Biological process (GO): cell wall organization
Cellular component (GO): plant-type cell wall
Molecular function (GO): pectin acetylesterase activity
Source: RefSeq, a predicted model, not a curated record